GCGAGCCUGAUUCCGGUUGCAGGGCCCGCAAUCAAAUGUGGGGGCCAUGCCAGACCCACAACAAAACUUUGCGCUCGAAUCGACAUCUCUUCACGACGGAUUUUGGUGAUUGUCUUCUUUCUAACUAUUGGUAUUCCAUAGUCAAGUUGUUUGUAUGAAUCCAUUUUCCAUCCCAAGUAACAAUGUGUCUAAUAAACGAUCAUCUGUCAGUAGAGUAAGGAGUUGUUUACAUAACUCUAUUCGACCACUUAUGAGACACAUUCUUUGAAAACAAAGUUGAAUAAGAUAUAGUUAUCUUAGCAAAGUGUAUGUCAUUAUUCCGUAUCAACAGCAGAUUCUGAUUAAAAUACUGACGAAUCAUUUGUACUUUGAACCAUUACAACCAAUUAGUUUAUUCAGUUUUUUUCUUUAAAAUAAUUGAUUACCUUUUGUAGUAGUAUUAUUGUCGGAAUAGCUAUAAUUAAUCUCAUCAUUAUAUCGUUUAUAUUCAAUUCCCAGAUUAUUAAAAGUUGAAAAUAUUGAAAUAAGAACAGUUUUCCUGGCUUCUAGUUUUUAGUACGUGUAUUGCAUAUUAUCCCACGAUCGAGUUGGAUCUUACCUAUAUUAAUUUUUGAAAUAACAUCACGAUCUUAUCGUUAAUCGCGGAAGUGAUGUACAGUUUCUAUUAUCAUUUAUAAGAAUUCUUCAACCAAUUAUUUAUUAAUUCUUGAAAUCAUUAGAUUGAUGUACCUACAUGUUGCUUGAUAACUAUGUCAGUGCAGAUUGUAUCCAUAUUUUAUUUGUUAACUGUGAUUUCGGUUAUUGCCAUUGAAAAUGAAUUCUGUCGAUAUUCUUGUCCAGGACACAAGGAGGUAUACAUGAAUACCAUUUGUAUGAGGGAAGCACUGAGAUGUGGAGGUGGGGUUACAUGUGGACCUGAUUUUAAAGAACUUAUUCUAACUAAUGCUGAGAGACAAUACAUUCUGGAUUGGCACAAUUAUUUGAGAAAUAGAGUAGCAAUGGGAAAGGAGCGUAGAGGGGGAGAACAGCCAUCUGCAUCUAACAUGAAUACUUUAGUUUAUAAUAAGGAACUGGAAUUUAUGGCGCAAUGUUGGAUCAACGAAUGUCAUGAAUCUAUUUUAGUUCAUGACAAAUGUAGAAGAACUAAGAAGUUUUCAUGGGUUGGACAAAAUUUGGCUUACGUAGGAAGUACUGCUCCGAAUGAAUUAAGCAAUAGAGGAUCAAUGAUCAAAAAAUUAAUACUGGGUUGGUACGACGAAGUGGCAUUAUUUAACAAAACCUGGGUUUCCGAUCACCAGGAAAGAUUAGUAAAUAUAGGACAUUAUACUGCAAUGAUCUGGGCGGAUACCAAAAACGUAGGAUGUGGUAUGUCUUACUACUCUUAUAAGGAAAGUAAUAAGACUUGGUAUAUCCUUAAAUUGGGAUGUAAUUAUGGCCCUGGUGGUAACUAUUUAGGACGACCGUUGUACAAAAUUGGAAAACCAGCUACGAAAUGUCCGGGAAAAAAAGUGAACAGAAGAUUCCCUGGAUUAUGUGGAGUUGAUAUAUCUGUUAAUCAAACUAAGGGCUAUGAAAACAUAUUAUUCGAUUUUCGUGUUUGAGAAUAGUUAGGACUUUGGUAUUAGUCCAGUGCAUUUCAUUAUAGAAAUAAUAUACUUUCAUUUCAAUAAAAUAAAAUGAAUAUUUA
Diorhabda sublineata is the source of this 1687-nucleotide messenger RNA. Its product is annotated as venom allergen 5-like. The record is from RefSeq and is a predicted model, not a curated record. Bases 750 to 1601 code for a protein of 283 amino acids. Gene Ontology annotation, cellular component: extracellular region. Lineage: Eukaryota; Metazoa; Arthropoda; Insecta; Coleoptera; Chrysomelidae. The transcript has 5 exons.